GCAGAGCCGUAAUUACGAGUCUCCUUCAGAAAAAACAAGAGCUUUCAUAACUGUUUCUCUCAGUCCAAACCAAAUCACGUUUUUUGUUCUUCUUCUUCAGUUCUCUAGCUGAGCUUCGAUUUUAAUUCCGUAAUCUCUGUAGCACACAAUAGAGAGAAGAAGAAGAAGAAGAAGAAGAAGAAGAAGAAGAAGAAGAGGUUUCUUGGUUUCAAAUCUCCAGAGCUCCAGCCUUGAAGUCUGAAGGCUGCAGAAGAAGAAAGCAAAACAAUGUCCACGAAAUUAUCAGAAACUUCAGAUGAGCUUGAACGGGCACAGAUCAUGCUACUGGAGGAACUCACAGCUGAUUCGAGCAAACUGAAAGAGCAGCUCGCUGAGAAAGAAGGCGAAGUUUUACUUCUGACAGAGAAGGACAGCCAAUCACAGUUGCGAAUAAAAGAACUAGGAGAAACAGUAGCGACACUGCAGAGGGAACUAGAGUCAGUUCGUUCUCGUAUAAUAGAUCUUGAGAGAGAGAUUGCAAGCAAGACCACCGUAAUUGAGCAAUUGGAAGCGCAAAACAGAGAAAUGGUUGCAAGAAUCACAGAACUUGAGAAGUCAAUGGACGAGAGAGGAACUGAACUCUCAGGUUUAACUCAAAAACUUGAGGAUGAAAAGACAACAGCUCUGACUGAUAACAGGGAACUGCAUCAGAAACUGGAAGUCGCUGGCAAAACAGAAACCGAACUGAACCAGAAGUUAGAAGAUCUUAAAAAAGAGAGAGAUGAACUACAAACUGAAAGAGACAAUAGUAUCAAAAGAUUUCAAGAAGUUGAAAAAGUUGCAGAAGAUUGGAAAACAACGAGUGACCAGCUCAAAGAUGAAGCUUCUAAUUUCAAGCAACAGCUAGAAGCAUCGGAGCAGCAAGUUUCGGAGCUGACCAGUGGUAUGAAUAGUGCAGAGGAAGAGAAUAAAUCUCUACUAUUGAAAGUUUCGGAGACUUCAGAUGGGAUCCAACAAGCUCAGACCACCGUACAAGAACUAAAAGAGCAGCUCGCUGAGAAAGAAGGCGAACUUUUACUUCUGACUGAGAAGGACAGCCAAUCACAGUUGCAAAGAAAAGAACUAGGAGAAACAGUAGCGACACUGCAGAGGGACCUAGAGUCAGUUCGUUCUCGUAUAAUAGAUCUUGAGAGAGAGAUUGCAAGCAAGACCACCGUAAUUGAGCAAUUGGAAUCGCAAAACAGAGAAAUGGUUGCAAGAAUCACAGAACUUGAGAAGUCAAUGGACGAGAGAGGAACUGAACUCUCAGGUUUAACUCAAAAACAUGAGGAUAACGAGAAGCAAUCAUCGUCCUCAAUUGAGAGUUUGACAGCUGAGCUUGAUGGCCUACGAGCAGAACUAGAUUCAAUGUCUGUUCAAAAGGAAGAGUUGGAGAAACAAAUGGUGCACAAAAGCGAGGAAGCCUCAGUGCAGAUUAAGCGUUUGGAUGAUGAGAUUAAUGGUCUGAGACAGCAAGUGGCCUCACUUGAUUUGGAAUCCUCAGAACAGCGGGCCUCAGAUUUAAGUGUGAGUCUUAAGGAUGCAGAGGAAGAACACAAAGCCAUCUCCUCGAAAAAUUUGGAAACUAUGGACAAGCUUGAACAGGCGCAGAACACGAUACAAGACCUCAGGGAUGAAUUGGGAGAGUUGAAAGACCGGCACAAAGAUAAAGAGAGUGAACUUUCUAGUUUGGUGGAGGUACACGAGGCCCAUGAGAGACAUUCCUCAUGUCAGGUUAAAGGAUUAGAAACACUGUUGGAAUCAGCAGAGAGACAGGUUAUAGAAUUGAACCAAAGCCUGAACAGUGCAGAGGAAGAGAAAAAGCUGCAACUUACCCAAAUUGAAGAGGAACAACAAAACAUACAAGAACUCAUUUUUGAGUUUGAACAGUUGAAAAAGAGCCACACUGAGAGAGAGAAGGAAUUGGCAGCUGAAUUGAGGAACUGCAAGAGCAGCCCUCUGAUCUUACCGACAACAGAGAGGAUGGUUACCUGAUAGGACAGAGGCAGGGCAAAGGUAUUAACCUUGCGAAUGUGCAUUUGAGUAACCCGGACAUUUAUCCGGCUAUGGAAGUUAACCUUGCGGAAGCGGUUACUGAAAUGGAACUGAAAUGGAAGGCUAUAAAGUAUUCCAGGGGACUCGUGAUAAACGUAAGGUAUUUUAUCAAACAAAUACCUUUGUCAACUACCGCAGUCAAUAUUGCAGUAAACGAGAGGAUGAUCCAUUAUGCUUCAGAGGAUAAUUUGAAAUUCAUCUUGAGGUACCAUGAGUUAGAUUGUUUGUCUCCAGCCCUAGGAUUGCACUUUAUAUGAGUUGAUAAGUUUCUGUUCUGGCAAUCAAGGAUCUCUGUACCCGAAUAACCUAGAUUAUCUGAAUGAUUUUCGUGCAAACAAUAACUUGUGGGACGUAGGAGGUGGUCUUUCAAGUUUACUCAUUAGUCUAACUAGAGAAGUUAAUGGGGUUUCAGACUUGCAUUUUGAAGGUAUUGUGCACAGGAACCUAAGUCCAGAAAGUUUUUAUAUCAUCUCGAAGGGGAAGGGGAAGGGGGUUAUCGUCAAAAUUGGAGGGUUGCGAAUGGGAACGCUUGGCAAUAACAGUGCAAUCUUUGAGAAACAGAUUCGGUUUGCUCCAAAGCAAACCCAAAGGAAAAAGAAAGUGGAAGGCUCCAUCAACGAUGUUUUCUUCCCGGGAUGCACGGUUGGUUUUAUGAUCUCUGGUCAAGAUGUAUUCAUAAAUAAAUUUGAUGGCUCGCCCCUGGCUAGUCUCACAUUCAGAAAGGAAGCAAUGAACAUGAUUACACAAAGCCCAGAAGCUCACAAUCUUUUCAACAAUUUUACCAGAAAACCUUCUAAAGACCGGUAAUGUUAUUUUUUUUUGUUCUUGUGUAAU
Messenger RNA from Camelina sativa (false flax), 2907 nucleotides. The record is from RefSeq and is a predicted model, not a curated record. NCBI's taxonomy places the organism in Eukaryota, Viridiplantae, Streptophyta, Magnoliopsida, Brassicales, Brassicaceae.